AUGACUAAGUGUAACCUGGUGCGGCGCCUCAUAGCCACCACUAGAGCCAAAAAGGAGCAGGAUGGCGGAGAUGAGAAGCAGACGCACAAGAAGAAAGUGAAGGAGCUGAAGACUCUUGACAGCAAGUGCUCACAGAACCUUUCCAUUUUCCUGGGGUCGUUCCGUCUUCCUUAUAUGGAAAUGAAACACGCCAUCUUGGAGGUUAAUGAGAAGGUCAUCACGGAGUCCAUGGUUCAGAACCUGAUCAAACUGCUGCCAUCAGCCGAGCAGCUGAAUAUCCUGGGGGAAAUGAAGGAUGAAUACGACGACCUGGCGGAGUCCGAGCAGUUUGGAGUAGUGAUGUCCGGCAUAAAGCGGCUGAUGCCACGGCUUCAGGCCAUCCUGUUCAGGCUGCAGUUUGAGGAGCAGCUGAACAACAUCAAGCCAGAUGUGGUGUCUGUGACAGCGGCCUGUGAGGAGCUCAGGAAGAGCCAGUCCUUCACCAAGCUGCUAGAGCUCAUCCUCCUCGUAGGAAACUACAUGAAUUCUGGCUCCCGCAAUGGGAAUGCAUUUGGCUUCUCCAUGUCAUACCUGUGCAAGCUUCGUGACACCAAAACAGCUGAUCUGAAGCAGACACUGCUCCAUUUCCUGGUUGACGUGUGCCAGGAGCAGUACCCUGAGAUCAUGGGCUUUGCAGACGAGCUCAUCCAUGUGGAAAAGGCCAGCAGAGUUUCGGCAGAGGCACUUCAGAAGAGCCUUGAGCUAAUGGGCCGUCAGAUCAAGACACUGGAGAAAGAUCUGGAAACCUUCCCUCCUCCUCAAAAUGACAAGGACCUGUUUGUGGAGAAGAUGACAAGCUUUGUGAGUUCUGCCCAUGAGCAGUAUGAGAAGCUGGAUCUGCUGAACAAGAAUAUGGAGAAGCAAUACAGCGACCUGGGAGAGUACUUAGUCUUUGACCCGAGAAAAAUCUCAGUGGAGGAAUUCUUUGGAGACCUCAACACCUUCAAAAACAUGUUCCAGCAAGCCGUAAAGGAGAAUCAGAAGAGAAAGGAGGCUGAAGAGAAGAUCAAGAGGGCCAAACUGGCAAGGGAAAAGGCAGAAAAAGAGAAGGAGGAGAAACUCAAGAAGAACCAGCAUCUCGACAUCAACACAGAGGGGGAUGAAACUGGUAUCAUGGAUGGCCUAAUGGAGGCGCUGCAGUCGGGCGCCGCCUUCAGGAGAAAGAGAGGACCACGGCAAGCAGCCAACCACCGACGAGCUGGUCAUGCAGUGACCAACAUCCUGGCCAAAGAGCUGAUGCAGGAAGACACGCCUCCAUCCAGCAAAGUGACCACAAAAAAGAAAACGGAGACAAAGGAGAAAGAAGAGCCCAAACUAGAAGGAACAGAGUCAUUAGAGGACUUACUGGAGGCAACUCUCUCUCGGUCCAAUUAGGCACCCAUGACAGAAAGAUUUUUAACUCAGUAGUCUUAUCCAAAUGCAGAUGUAUUUCAUAGCCAUUCCAGGGGCCAAUAUAAAUCUGAGAAAAAAAGCUUGUGUAAGCAGGCCCCUCUAGCAUUGACUGUGUCUUCUGGGAGGACAGGGAGUGGCAGAGGAUGAGUGCGGGGCUCUCACCUCAGCCACAACCCCUGGAUGUCCCUCCUCAACCUUUGGAUCCUUGUUAUCAACAUAUAAUUGCUUUCUUCAGCAUGUGCACAUAUCUGUUCACGUAUUUGUGUCUGUUUCACUUGAUUCACCUGCUAUCCAUCAAAGGGCAUCUUAGGCCAUUCCAAAGACUUACUCAUAAGGGAUCCACCCUAUUUUGUGGUUAUUUUCUGCAACCCAAAUUUAGAGUGGGAAUGUCUGGAAUUGGACUUCAUGCAGCGUUUUCUGUGGACGUUCCAGGCCAAGACCACUUUGCGCAUUUUCACAUUUUUUUUUUUAAACCUUUGAAACAUAUUGCUUUGUAUUUGUCUCAUAUACUGUAUGUUACUGUUUGUUAAUGUUAAUCGAUUUGCUGUGUUAUUGAAAAAAAGUGCCAACCAAUAGAUAUCCAGUCUUGUCAUUUCACUCCCCGGGUAUCGUCCAAUCACAGACAGUACUGCGCGGUGGAGUGUGGACUCAAACAGCAGUCAUCACCUGGGUGGAUCAGUGUGUGUAUUAAAGGGAUUUAAUUCACUGGUUAGCACGUUUGAUUUCACAUAAAAAAUAUACAUUUUCACAAUUAACACAAAUGUGUCUAAGCUACCACACAUGCCCACAAGUUACAAUGAAGAAAAUCUGCUUACAUGCAUUACCUUGAACAUUCCAACAAACCGCAGAGGGAAGUAGAUAUAGUUUGGAGGAGAACGUUCUUCAACAGUCAGUAAAACCAAAAAUAACUUACUUUUUAAAGGGUGUUUCCACACAAAGGCUAGCCUAGGCAGUUUACAUGCCUGUGUUUAUGUGUAUGAGAAUGAGUGUGUGAAGUAAGCCGCCUAUAUUUAGUUUUAUGUGCACACUCAACUUCCUACAUAUGUGUGUUUGAGCAUUUAGGUUUAAGUGUGUGCAUGUUUUGCCAUCUGUAAUUACUGAACGGUACCAACCAUGCUGUCAUAAAUCCUAGGUUUCAUAAACCCUCUUUGUGGUCUUUCAGCCGAGGAUAUAGCCCACUGGAAAUAUGCCCGAAAACUGCUGAGACAAGAAUGUUUGUGUUUGUGUUGUUCACCCACUCUCCCUCCCACUGAACUGCAACAGUAGUUGAUGAAUGUCUGGCCUUGCUCUUGUUUGUAUUCAGUAGCCAUCAGCAUACAUGUUGCCAUGAUGUUGUGCUGUAAUAUCUGACAGGAAUCCUGAGAGGUGAUGUCAGCUGCUCCAUGCAAUAUUUAUAACUAUGCAAACACAAUACUGUAGUGUGUGUGCUCCAGCUCUGAUACCCAGCAAGUCUCAGGAAUCUAGAAACUACCGGGUGGACUCCAGCGGUCUUUAUCAAACCACUGAUUGAGAUCAGUGCUUAACUGUGCCCCGCAAAUUUGAUUUCAGAAAGUUCAGCAUUUCAGAAAUCUAAAAAAUACCCCAGCAACAACAGCAGCGUUUACAUAUCUUCUAUUCAAAUUUGAAUAUCUUUGGACAUGGAAGAACUGGCACUUAAUCAACAUAAAUCUAAAUGAGGUUAUUCAAGUACAGUAGGUGUAGAGAUCCUUAUUUAAGUGCUGGAGCUGGGUUUGAGUCAAGUAACACUGAGAAAAGACAAGCUGCUGUGCCUGCUCUCAAGCACACAGUAUGUAGAUGCAGAUAAACUGGAGGCACGGCUGCUGUCUUUUAUUCUGCUCAUCUCUGCAGGUGGACCGUGCCGGGCGGUUGUGUACCAGAUAUUGAAAGUUUUAAACAUAAUGAAAGAGAAAGAUUGAAAUGACACGAGAAUAUCAUCACUGGAAUUGUUGUGUUCUAAUCCGAUUCAUUCCUUUUGUUUAUUAAUUUUUAAAUAAUUCUUUUUCUAUGUGAUUUUUUACAGUUGAUUAUUUUAAUGUACUUGAAUGGAAACACCAUUUUUUUUUUUUUUGGCUCUGUAUACAGAAUAAUGCACAUAGUCAUUCUGUUUGCUACCCAGGACUAUUAAAAAUGUCUUAAGUAAUUAAA
This is a messenger RNA of Eleginops maclovinus (Patagonian blennie), 3576 nucleotides long. It is a transcript of the gene diaph1, whose product is annotated as protein diaphanous homolog 1. Gene Ontology annotation, biological process: actin filament polymerization. The transcript has 11 exons. Lineage: Eukaryota; Metazoa; Chordata; Actinopteri; Perciformes; Eleginopidae. The record is from RefSeq and is a predicted model, not a curated record. Bases 1 to 1413 code for a protein of 470 amino acids. Gene Ontology annotation, cellular component: actin filament.